Molecule: messenger RNA, 1516 nt
Organism: Panicum virgatum (switchgrass)
Lineage: Eukaryota; Viridiplantae; Streptophyta; Magnoliopsida; Poales; Poaceae
Product: glutathione S-transferase T3-like
Exons: 3
Coding region: 325-1245 (306 amino acids)
Source: RefSeq, a predicted model, not a curated record
UAAGAAAAUUUCGUCUCCAAUAGUUUGGAAAACAAGAUUGGCAUUUUUAGCAACUUGGCAUUCCUCCCGUCCGCACGCGCAUCUUUACGCGCACGCAUCCGACUGGGCAUCGCGGUCUCGAGCGCCGGCGCUGGACUUCCUGCGCCCUCGAGGAAAUUUCCUCGCCUCUUUCCCGCGCCAAGGCUGCGUCCCUCGUCCUGCCGCCUCCUUCUUGGUCGCGAUUUUUUCCCGUGGCCGCCCCCUCCUUCAGUUCCCUCGCCAAGGCCGCCUCCUCCGGUCCUCCCCACCAGAUCCCGACGCCUGCAGGCCUCAGGUAGACUCAUUAUGAUGGAAGGAGAUGGAUUCUUGUCGGACAUUCUGCUCGAUGCAGAUGAUGGUGAUGUUGCUGGUUUGGAAGAACUCAACACUCCGAACACACAAGACACUCAGAGUGCUCCUGUAGUUGAACCAAGUCGCAGUACAAAGGGAUCGAAGAGGACAAAAAAUUUUCAUUGGGAGGAAGACGAAGUUAUAUGCUCAGGCUGGUUGUACAUUAGCAAAGAUCCCAUUAACGGGGCCAAUCAAACUCGUUCCACAUUUUGGAGUAGAGUACAUGCUUUCUUUGAGAAGGAGAAGAAAACCACAGCUGUGAGGUCAGAGAGUUCCAUUAUGCAUAGGUGGCUAACAAUUCAGUCACAAGUUAACAAGUUCUGUUCAUACUAUGCCGCGAUUGAGCGUAGGAAUAAAAGUGGAACAACAAUCCAAGACAAGAUUGCAGAAGCCUCCAAGAUGUACAUGGAACUAGACAAGGACAAAAAGUCUUUUACUCUUAUACCUUGUUGGAACAUAUUGAAAGAGGAAGACAAGUGGAAAGCCAAGAUGAAAGAACUUGCCGAGCUGGAGAAGCAAGCAGACAAGAAAAAAAACAAGUCCACCAAGGUGUCCAGGCCAAGGGAUGAAGCCACCAAUAAUGAAGCUAUCACAGAUGCUGCUGCUCAGUCAACCGAAGAAAGGAAAAGGCCACAGGGGAUAAAAAAGCAAAAGAAGGUCUCAAGCGAGGAGGUGGCGAAGCUUGCAUGGAGGCAUUGGACAAGAUGUGGGCGAAGAAGGAGGCCUUCGACAAGGAAAAAAGAAAAGGCGAAAGAGGAGAGGUUUAUGGCUUCGCGUGAGGUAGACAAUGCUGCACUAGAGCUAGAGAAGAAGCAAGUGUCAAAUGAAGAAAAAAAAAAGCUGAAGCGGAAUUGCUCAAGGAGGAAAAAGAGAUAAUGUUAGUGGACAAGAGGUCUCUCGACCCGCUGCAGCUGCAGUACAUUGAGAUGAUGCAGCUUCAGAUCAUUGCUCGACGCAAGGAAAAUUAGUUUUAGUGUCAGCUAGAGAACUUUUUUAUUGUCAGCUACAUAACCUAUCUUCGCAUUGUCGUUGAGAGAACUUUUUCAUUGUCAGCUAGAGAAUUAUUUAAAGUGUCAUGUUCAUUAUUUUCCUUUGGUUAAUUGGGUAAUAUAAUUAUUUGCUAUAAGAGUGGGGGAAUUUUCUUUUU